Rhodotorula graminis WP1 is the source of this 2675-nucleotide messenger RNA. RefSeq lists its product as uncharacterized. The record is from RefSeq and is a predicted model, not a curated record. The transcript has a single exon. Bases 1 to 2190 code for a protein of 729 amino acids. NCBI's taxonomy places the organism in Eukaryota, Fungi, Basidiomycota, Microbotryomycetes, Sporidiobolales, Sporidiobolaceae.
AUGGCCGACCCGCACCCGUCGUCCUCGUCGGCCGCACCCGCGCCCGUGCGCGGCCGCCCGCGCUCGACCUCGAUCUCGAGCGGCUCGCCAUCCCCUCAACCAGGCGCGACCACCCUCCUCCCCUCGCUCGCGCUCCCCGGCCCCCCCUCGGGCUGGUCCUUCGGCGCCGCCUCCUCCUCCUCCUCGCCGCAUGCGGCCCGCCCCUCGUCGCCCACCCACGCCCGCUCGACCUCACUCUCGGUCCCACUCGUCGCCCCCUCGCCCGUCUCGCCCGGCCGCCUCGGGCGCCACCGCCGCACGCAGAGCGUCAGCCCGCCGGGCGCAUUCCCUUUGGUCGCGCCCACCGCGGCGCCCUCGCCCUCGAGCAGCACGUCGGCCCUCCCGAUGCAGCGCCGCGGCUCGACCGAGGCUGGCUCGGGCCCAGGAGCAGCGGGAGCGGGAGCGGGGGCGGGAGCGAGCCCGCAGAGCGCCCUCACGCGCCUCGUCAUCGCCGGCGGGGCGCACAACGCGCCGUCGUCGCACCUCGGGCGCGCCCCCUCGCCCACGUCGGCCUCGGGCCCCGCCUCCUCGAGCCCGACGCGCGCCCCGCGCUCGCGCACGGCGUCGAGCCCUGCGCACGGCCACGUCCACUCGCACGCACACGGCCACGCGCACGGCCACGGGCGCGCCCACUCGCGCUCGGCGUCUGGCUCGGGCUCGGGCGUGGGCGCGGGCAUGAGCGCCGGUGCGGGUGCGAGCGCGAGCUCGUCGCACGUUCACGGGCACCACGACCACGCGGCGUCGCACGCUGCGCUCCUCCACGGCGUGAGGAGCCACGCCCAGUCGCCCGUCGCGCUCGCCGACGGCGGCGGCGCCCACGCGGCGCAUGCGUCGCCGGGAGCGGGAGGAGGGACCCCCAUCCCCGGCGCGAGCGAGGGCACGAGCUCGCCCGUGUUUGGCUCGCCGUCGUCGCCCGGCGCGGGCGCGAGCGGCAUCGGGCUCGGGUUCGCGGCGCGCGCUGCGAGGCGCUCGUCCGCCUCGUCGGCAGGCUCUCCCAGCUCGCCGUCAGGCGCGCGCUCGCCGCCGUUCGGGCCCUCGACGAGCCCGACCCACGCGUACGGGCACGCGCGCGGGCCGUCGCCGCUCGCGCUCCGGCUCGACGCCGACCAGUGCGCCGGCUUCAUCGACGACGCGAUGCGCAUGGCCGACGUUGGCGACGACGCGCCCGGGCAUGGGCUCGAGCCCAGGUGCGCCUCGCCGCCGCUCGCGCCCGUCGACAUUCCGCACCCUGCGGCGGCGGCGGCGGCGAGGCGGCGAGCGAGCCACGGCGCCGCGAGCUCGAGCCCGAGUGGGAGCCCGGGCGCAGGUCUCGGCCUCGCGAGCCCGCCGCUGCGGCCGUUCGACCUCGCCGCACCCGCACUUGCGGCGUCGGGCUCGCUCUCACCCUCGUCGCCCGCCGCACCGAGCCCCGCCGGCGGUAGCGGUGGUGGCGGGGCCAGGCCCCGCAGCGGCUCGCUGUCGCGCUCCGCCACCGCCGCUGCCGCUGCUGCUGCAGGGGGCAUGUGCUCCCCGGGCCUGGGCGGCACGGCGUCGCCCGCGAGCCUGUACCUGUGCGAGCGGCCGUCGAGCGCCGGCUCGGCAGGAGGGGCAGGCGCAGGCGACGACGACGCGCUCAUGCGCCUCAGCCCGCCGCCGGCGCUCGUGCUCGAUGGCAUGGGCGCCGCGGGCGCCAUGAUGGGCCCGGCGGACGCGGCGUACCCGCAUGGCGGGGCGAUGCUGCCGCCGCCGCCGCCAGGGCCACCCGGUCCCCCUCCUCCCGGCGAGUCGCCCUCGUCGUCGGCGUCGACGCUCCCCUCGGCACGUCCGGCGAGCCCAGCAUCGCCGCGCACCCGCGCCGCAGAAGCGCUCCCGCUCCCUCACCCUCACCCUCACGACGCCGCGCCGGCCGCCCCGACCCAGGCGCCGAGCUCUCCCUCGCGCACGGCCAAGCUCGCCCUCGCGCUCGACGACCGCCCGCACUCGCCGCGGCACGCGCCCGUCGGCCUCCCGCCCCUCCCGCCCCCGCACCCGUUGCCCCUCCCCGGCGCACCCUCGCCGCCGCUGCCGCUCAGCGCGCACGAGCUCGCUGCGGGCUGCUGUGCGCGCAAGGAGUCGCAGCAGGAGUCGCAGCAGGAGUCGCAGCAGGAGCAGGAGCCGGAGCAGGAGCCCUGAGCCCGAGAGCGCGGCGGCGGCGGCGGCGGCGGUGGGCGCUGCGCCGUCGUCGUCGUCGUCGUCGUCGUCGGGCGCAGGUGGCGCCGCCGAGGACGAGCAGCCGGCUGUGGCCCUGCCCAUGGGCAAAGGCAAGGGCAAGGGCAAGGGCAAGGCGCGCCUCGGUGCGGGAGACGGGUACGGCGACCACCGCCCGAGGGUGCACAGCCCGCUUGCGCUCGCGAGCGCCGUGUGCGUCGCGGGAGCGGCGGCGGGCGGUGAGACGGACGGCGAGAGCGAGGCAGAGCGGGAGGGGGAACGGGCCGAGGAGCACCAGCCGCGCAUGGACGAGGACGAGCGCGCGCCGCACGCGCGAGGCGAGGCACCGGUGCACAGCCCGGGCUUGGGCCUCGGCGGGCUGCCGGACGGCAUGCUCGCCGGCCUCGAGGCGUCGUCGUCGUCGUCGUCGACGAGCUCGUCCGCCGGCGCUCCACCCGCGCUCGACCUCU